This is a messenger RNA of Amoebophrya sp. A120, 1215 nucleotides long. NCBI's taxonomy places the organism in Eukaryota, Dinophyceae, Syndiniales, Amoebophryaceae. The record is from the annotation of a GenBank genome assembly.
CUUGAUCUCUCCGGGGUCGUGUUGUUCUACCAGUGGGUGGGUUACCUGCUCCUCUGUUCUCUGUUCCUCCUCUUCCUGUUCCUGCCGAAACUAUACCCGACCGCCAAAGCGGGACCUUCCAUCUUCCGGUCGUUUAUCGAGUGCCACUUCUUCGCCCACCAGUCCGGGUCUGCUAGUAGUGGUCGAGCCACUUCUUUCAUCGGGGGCUUCUUCGAUCCGACAGGGGCUGGUGCGUUCCCACCACCACAGGCGCAGGUGGACGCGCCGUCGAGAGGACGCAGCGGUAAUUUUCUUCGCGACCGGCUGCUCCUUUUGCUUCCUGUUUCCCUUCUUCUACCUGGAGGGGGUGGGGAGGAGUAUCAUGCAGACGCCGCAUAUCGAAGUGUCAGAAUCUGAAUAUGACAAAAUCGAAAAAUUUGUGAUGCACAAACUCGAUGCCAGUUAGACCCACAGUUUGUAGUCGGCGCAUGACAAAUUUUCCCCGCCUUGGAAGCGCAUCCGUGAUGCGGUUUAUUGCAAAAGAGCUGCCUUCUGUCAUGCUAGUCAGCAGCCCAACUGUUGACCCGUGCCAGGACUAUGAUCGGCCUCCCUUGCAGUCUCUGCAAUAGAGUCCGUUUUUGCGUAGCAUUUUAUGCAUUAUACAGAUUAUUCCGACUUUAUCGAUUUCGAUCCUGACACUCCCAUACCGCAGCAGGAGAUGGACACGCAGCUGCAGGGUCAUGGCCCUCUACGGGUGGUGUAGAUGUGCCCGUUGUACACGAGCGGAUCCAGCGCCACCUUCUGCGAGGAACCGCCGCGGUGGACCCGGCUGCAAAAGACGUUCCGGUGGACCCCCACGAUUUGCUGGACUUCACGAUCAACCUGAAGGCUCUCUAUCCUGAGUAAAAACGUCCCCACCCCAUAGCUGUCAUGCAGAUUUGCGAUUACAGGACGAUUUGUAAUGCGCAUCUCCAUGAGAGGCAUUUCCAAUCGCGUUUUGGAAUUUGUAAUGCUGUAAAGAGGAUAAGCAGACGGCUUUGUGAUCUAUGGUUGUCCUUGCUAACAUGCACUACACUACGCACUGCAACUUCUCAUGCGUGGCUCCCAAAACUUGUGGAUUUGUCUUGCUAGGUUCGCAACUUGACUAUGGGGUGGGGACGUUUUUACAUAUGAUACUCUCUUCCUGGUCUUCUUCUUCCCCGUGUUCUUCGCCUGGCUGCUGUAUUUCAAGCACCG